AAGUGUUCAGUACUCGCUUGGAUCACAUGGAGUCAAGUUGAUCCUCUUCUCUCCAUCAACAGUCUUGGACCUUUUUUUGUUGUUGUUCCUUUUAUAAUUUUUUCUUUCUACAUUAAGAGUGAAUUCCUGUGAUAGAGUUUGUCGUUGCGGUGCUAAAGGAUGCAAAACACAUUGGCUGAAAAUAAUAUUUUAAAGAUACCUUUUUGAGGAAAAUUUUCUUCAAUAUUUUUGUGAAAAAGUUUGACUUUUUUCUUGAAUUUCUUUUGUGUGCAAUUUACAUUGAGAUUACGCUACGUGAAGAACAAAAAAUAUGGCUUUCGAAAACCACGCUUUGAAUGAUUCAAUGCUCAACAUACCCUCGGAACCACGGGGAGCUUACACUGGCUCAAAUCAGUUUAUUCACACAUGCCUCAGCUGUUUCAUGUUUGAUCGAGAAAAUGCACAACCUUUUUUAGUUAAUGAGGAUGGAAAGAAGACAACGAGGGAUCAGCUAAGGACCGUUGGGCCGUGGUGUCGUCAAAAAGCGAAAAAUAUCUUCCGCAAGAAGACGCUUUACAAGAGGCUUCCAAUUCUCAGUUGGUUGCCAAAGUAUUCAGGGGCGGAUGCUGUGGGAGAUUUAGUAGCUGGUAUCACCGUGGGAUUGACUGUAAUUCCUCAAGCGCUGGCGUAUGCUGGAAUUGCGGGACUUCCUGCGGCUUAUGGGCUCUAUGGUUCAUUCAUGGGAUGCUUUGUGUAUAUUUUCUUGGGUUCCCACAAGGAUGUCCCCAUAGGUCCAACGGCUAUUGCUUCACUCCUCACGCUUCAAGCCUCGAAGGGUGUUUGGCAAAGAGCUGUGCUCCUCGGCUUCCUUUCGGGCCUUAUUGAAAUAGUAAUGGGUGUCUUUGGACUUGGUUUCCUGCUGGACUUUGUAUCCGGACCUGUAAACUGUGGCUUCACCAGUGCUGUUGCCCUCAUUAUUCUUUCGUCACAAAUUAAGGAUAUUCUCGGAAUUUCCGCUUCUGGCAAUACCUUCGUUCAAAUGUGGACAUCAAUCAUUGAACACGUUCCUGAUACACGUCUCUGGGAUACCGUCUUGGGGAUUGUGUGCAUCAUAGUCUUGCUGCUCAUGAGGAAAUUGGCAAGUUUGCAGAUUGGCCCUGUGAAUGAUGGUGAAAAAACCACAAUGCAAAAGGCUAUAAAUAAAACUCUUUGGCUCAUUGGAACAUCCAGGAAUGCCAUUCUUGUGAUAAUCACAGGUGGAAUUGGUGCAGCAGUUCACUAUUCUGGUGAGCAAUUCUUCAAACUUAUUGGGCCAAUCCCACCUGGUCUGCCAUCCUUCGAAGCACCACCAUUUUCCAUUCCUGAAAUCACAAAUGGUACAGAAAUUAUCCAGGAGGGUGAAACUUUCAGUGAAAUGGUGUCACAGCUAGGAUCUGGCCUCAUUGUCAUUCCCUUGAUUGCCCUCCUGGAGAACAUGGCUAUCUGCAAGGCAUUUGCCGAUGGGAAAGCAAUUGAUGCAUCACAGGAGUUGAUUGCCAUUGGAACGGCAAAUGUCUUUAAUUCCUUCGUUCAAGGAUAUCCUGGAAAUGGAGCCCUUUCCCGUGGUGCUGUGAAUCAUGCUAGUGGUGCAAGGACACCAAUGGGAAGUCUCUACACUGGUGUUCUCGUAAUCCUGGCCCUGCUGUUCUUCACUCCCUACUUCUACUACAUCCCCAGGUCAGCUCUUGCAGCUAUUAUCAUUGCGGCUGUUAUCUUCAUGGUGGAAGUCCGAGUUAUUAAGCCAAUGUGGCGAAGCAAGAAAACUGACCUUCUUCCUGGAAUUGCUGCCUUUAUUGCCUGCCUAGCGUUGCCCCUUGAAUUUGGUAUCCUUGUUGGUAUUGGAAUAAAUGUGAUAUUCAUCCUUUAUCACUCUGCGCGUCCCAAGAUUACCAUUGAAUUAUGUGUGACAAGCGGAGUCAACACGAAAUACUUAAUGAUUACACCUGAUAGAUGCCUCAUCUUCCCAUCGACAGAGUAUGUGAGGAAUCUUGUGAACAAACAAGGAUUGAAAUCCCAAACUCCCGUAGUCAUUGACUGUAGUCACAUUUAUGGAGCCGACUACACGGCAGCUACAGUGAUUGAGUCACUUGUAAAAGAUUUCGAGUCUCGUGAGCAGAAAAUUUUAUUCUACAACCUCAAACCAUCGGUAUUGCACGUCUUUGAGGGGAUUGAUAAUAAAAUUAUGGUUUAUUAUGACUUUGAUACCCUCGAGAGGGUAAUAAAUGAGAAAUAAGUAGAUUUAGAGACAUGGAAAUAGGCUACGCUUAGGUUACAAAACUGUACAAAAUAUUCUGUGAGAGAAAAACAUGCUUGCCAAUCUGAAGGAGUUGUAAGAAAGUUUUAUUGAAACGCAAUUAUGAUAAUAAAUUAUUACAAACAUUUAAAUGUUAA
This is a messenger RNA of Lutzomyia longipalpis, 2409 nucleotides long. Its product is annotated as sodium-independent sulfate anion transporter-like. The record is from RefSeq and is a predicted model, not a curated record. Gene Ontology annotation, molecular function: sulfate transmembrane transporter activity. Gene Ontology annotation, cellular component: membrane. Lineage: Eukaryota; Metazoa; Arthropoda; Insecta; Diptera; Psychodidae. The coding region runs from base 311 to 2251 and encodes 646 amino acids. The transcript has 6 exons. Gene Ontology annotation, biological process: transmembrane transport.